AUGCAGGAGGCAAUCGUUGAGGUGGAAUCGUACUUGCGCCCAACGGGACUCAGAUGCUCAUCCACCAAGUCGGAGCUUCUACUCUUCAGGAAGGCAUGGGGCUCCCGACCCAAGGGACGGAAAACCGUGGAAGAAAGUUACAUACAUCUUUACACCACAGACGGAAAGGAAAUUCUGAGGGUCGACACCAUAAGGGUCCUCGCCAUGUUCAUAGAAACAAAAGGGGGCAACGGCACCGCUCUGCGCGAGAUAGUCGCCAAGACAGACAACGCUUUUCGGCUCGUCAAAAGGAUCUCCAGGAGACACCGGGGCCCCAGGAAAAAAAAAAAGCUAAGGCUCAUCAAUGCCUUCGUGCUCUGCCACGUUGUCUACACCGUCGCCAUGCACAAUUGGCUCUGGAGCCUGCCCACGGGCCACAAGGCUGCCGCCUUGUAUUAUAAGUGCAUGGAGAAUACUACGCACGAGGUCGUCGCGACUGCUGUGAGAGAGCUGCACCAGUUCAUGGCUGACCGAGGCAUUCCGUGGCCCGAUGAACCUGCCUCGCCGAGCACCGCUCCGUUGGCCGUCCUGUUCGAUUUGGCGAUCAAUUGGCAGCUACCGCUCUGGUUCAGCGCUCACUUGUCCCCCGUACCAGAUAGCCAUAGUCGGGCCGUUGUGCUGACGCCCAGUGGCUUGACUCUCUCCUGGGCGAAACAUCACCAGGAGAUCGUGGGAAAAGGAGCCUUCGUGGCUUACUAUACGGCCUUCGUCGACGCUCUGUCACCAGCUGAGAACGUCGUUUACCAGGACAUGGAUAGCAUCAGGAAAGUCGCCCACGUCGAAAGCACCAUCCUGCAGGAACUCGCGAACGCCGAGAAAGCCCGGAUUCCGCCACCCGGGUCGUGGCAGUUCCCGCUUCGCGAAGCGACUCACCACACGCCCAGCAUCCCCGCCGAACAGUGGCUGAGCGAAAUAAGCAAGAACUUCGACGUGGCGCCAGCCGUUGCGGGCACCGAUCUCUUGGUGACUGCCAACGGAAUGUUUCUCAAGUCGGUGGACUCGGUGUUCGCGCACUUCGGCCAGAGGGAGCUGCUGUCACACCUGGCCUGGUUCUUCGUACAGCUGCUUGCUCCGGUGGCCGACCCACGCCUGCUGGUCGCCAGGUACGGGAGCGAAGAGCGCGCCAGCGCUCACAGGCCGCUCUUCUGCGCCGCCCACGUAGAAGUCGUAUUCAGGGUCCUCAUCAUCUCCCUGUACGCAGUCCCUCGCUUCUCGGCGAGCUUGAGGAACAACGUCGACGCGCUCCUGCGUGGCAUACGCCACACGGCGGCCGAAAGACUGAGCGCCCUGCCUUGGCUCGACGAGGCCUCAAAGAUGCGCGGCCGCGUCAAGCUGGAGCGGAUGAAGACAACGCUGUGGCCCGCGCCGGAACUUCUGAAAGAGUCGGGACUGGUGCACUUGUGCCGAAACUUUGCUUGGUCGAACGCGUCCACCUUUUUCGAAGCUUGGUUGAACAGCCGCCGCGCCCUGCGGCAGCUGGCCCAGGCCGAAAAUUUCGACGUCGGCUUGCCUGCGAACCUCGCAUUGCCGCUGCUGGAGUACGACUACCUCCGGAACAGCGUGCGGGUGUCCGUGCAGUCUCUAUCGAGGCCCGUCUACUACGGCCACGGAACCAUCGCCAUGUUCUACGGUGGUCUCGGUUUUCUGUAUGCCAGGGAAAUGAUCAAGGCGUUGGACAGCGAGGGUUCGCGAAGGGAUUACCGAGGUGCCCUGACCGAGGACCCGUGGAUGUCGUCCGUGUGGCGCGACGCCCUGAGGGAUCCCGAAGCCUGCCUGGAAGGAGCCUCGGCGGGCGGCUACUUUCCGGAAAUUCCGGCCCUGGAAAUAUCCUACGCGUCGCUGGAAAGUGCGUUCGACGUUUCGGCGACUCCGAUGAGCGAGCGACUCGGGGAGAGGCGCCUGUUCUUUCUGACACUCUGCUACUUCCUGUGCAGUCGCUCGGGCUUCGAACAACACCCGGUUUCGGGUGGCGACUGCAACAAAGCUGUCUCCAACUUCGCGCCCUUCGCGGAGACGUUCAGUUGCCCGUCCGGUUCCGGCAUGCGGCCUCGAAAGCGCUGUUUCUUUUUUGGUCCUUAA
Dermacentor silvarum is the source of this 2118-nucleotide messenger RNA. RefSeq names its product endothelin-converting enzyme 1-like. Bases 1 to 2118 code for a protein of 705 amino acids. The transcript has 2 exons. The record is from RefSeq and is a predicted model, not a curated record. Gene Ontology annotation, cellular component: plasma membrane. Lineage: Eukaryota; Metazoa; Arthropoda; Arachnida; Ixodida; Ixodidae. Gene Ontology annotation, biological process: protein processing. Gene Ontology annotation, molecular function: metalloendopeptidase activity.